UUUUUGCUUCAUUUUGCACUUAGGUUGUUAAGGGUCUUGAGGCGCAAUCAAAUAUCCGCCACCAUCAUGCUGAUUUUGGUGAUACGACGGCCAAAUGCCAUCCCUCGAACAUGACCUUCAUCUCAAAUGAUCCCAGUUGGUGGUUGUAUAUCAAUUUGGAUAUUUUUGUCAGCUAUUGGGCAGUUGCCGCCGGCGUCGUGGUGGUAUAUGAUUGGGUCUUAACACUCGGACAAGAGAUUGAACUCAUCUGGAGACAACGCUGGUCUCUCAUGACUAUAUUGUAUUUAAUUAUACGCUAUAUUGGAAUACCGUAUUCUGUUGUCAAUCUUCUGCAAACUAUGCGAUCGGUAUCGCUGACAGAUGCAGUAAUGAAUGGCACAAAUGUGGCGUUGACUGCCAUGUUGGGCGUCAUCAUGAUUGCUCGGUUGUAUGCCAUGUAUCAGGGAUCUAGAAAGAUGCUCAUGUUCCUUAUUAUUAUCUUCCUGGCUGUAAACAUCGCCUGCGUAGUAAUCACGGCGAUAGGACUCAACGAUGCUGUAGCAGAGGAGCUGAUAUUCUCUGGCACAUAUAUGUGCGGUUAUGUAUCUGAAGGGAACGACCAGCUUCUUAUUUCGAUUGUUUGGAUCCUCAACACUGUUUGGGAGGUCCUCGCACUGUGCCUUUCAGUCUGGGUUGCUGUGAAACACUUCCGUGAGCUGCGACGACUCGACCCAUCGACAGGAUCGACCAUCGGGGACUGUUUCAGAGUGCUGAUACAAUCUCACGUUCUUUAUUUUGCAAGCUUUGUUAGUGUCUCUUGCCUCCAGCUUGCUGAUCUUUCUCCAGAAAUCGCGAAUUCUAAUUCUAUUGGAGUUUCGAUACUCGGUGGUACUGUUCAAAUUUUAUUGGUCGUGCAGAUGUUUGUGCUGGGACCACGCCUCAUCCUGAGCGUUCGAGAAUACAACGCCAAACUCGUGGAAGACUCUGACGCAGAAACUAGCAUGAAUUCGAUUGUUUUCCAGGAACGUGUACAUGUAUCGACUAGCAAUACUGUGUAGGGAAAUGCUUGCUGAGUGGUCUGCAGGGAGGAGAAAUUUGGUAGGAUCCGUUAUGGUAUUUAUUUAACAUAUUGUGUU
Messenger RNA from Suillus discolor, 1115 nucleotides. RefSeq lists its product as uncharacterized. NCBI's taxonomy places the organism in Eukaryota, Fungi, Basidiomycota, Agaricomycetes, Boletales, Suillaceae. The record is from RefSeq and is a predicted model, not a curated record. The transcript has 14 exons. Bases 111 to 1037 code for a protein of 308 amino acids.